UAUACUUUUUAAAUAGUCCCAAAGUUGUAGGAUUUUUUUCCGCGCGUUUUCGCCCUGGAGCGGUACGCAAUGCUAUCUCACGCCGACCUCCUGGAUGCUCGGCUCGGUGAGUUAUCGUCACUAAACUCCGGCCCUAAACUCCAGUGGAUGAAGGAUGCUGCGGAGCUACUCGGACACAGAGAAGCUCUGAAAUGCCGACUUGGAAGUGGAGUGCCAGAUCAGGGGCAUCCAGGAGACAUGGCCCCUGGUUCAGACUCUGUAGAGGGAACCACUCUUCUGCCGGGGGAAGACAUCACCACUGUGGGAUCCAACUCUGCCGGCAUGCAGGUGAACGGAAAGGAGCAAGAGAAGCAGCCGCAGCAACAACAACCGCAACAGAACUCCGCUCAGACCUCGAGCCAGCAGAAACAGAAGCGGCAUCGGACGCGCUUCACGCCGGCACAGCUCAACGAGCUGGAGCGCAGCUUCGCAAAAACACACUACCCUGAUAUUUUCAUGAGGGAGGAGCUCGCGUUGAGGAUCGGCCUCACUGAGUCCAGAGUUCAGGUGUGGUUCCAGAAUAGGCGAGCUAAAUGGAAGAAAAGGAAGAAGACCACCAACGUUUUCCGCGCCCCUGGGACGUUGCUCCCCACACCGGGCCUGCCACAGUUCUCCGCCGCGGCCGCCAUGGAGAACAGUCUGUGCUCCUUCCACGCCAAUGAUUCGCGAUGGGCCACGGGGAUGCCGGGUGUCUCCCAGCUUCAGCUCCCACCGGCCCUGGGUCGUCAGCCAGGCAUGGCGCAGUCUCUGUCACAGUGCAGCCUGGGGCCAGGUCCGCCACCAAACUCCAUGGGUCUUUCCAACGGCCUUUCCUCCAACGGCUCUGGUCUACAGUCACACCUCUACCAGACGCCUUUUCCAGGAAUGUCUGCUUCUCUCUCCGGUCCCACGAACGUAUCGGGUUCCCCGCAACUGUGUAGCUCCCCGGACAGUGACAUGUGGAGAGGGACAAGCAUCGCGUCACUGAGGCGCAAAGCGCUGGAGCACACAGUGUCCAUGAGUUUCACUUAGUGACUUUUCACCUUAUACGACCCCCUUUUCCCCCAACUUCAUCUCCCAGCGCCGCCCCGCGGCACUAUUUUUUUCUGUUUUUGUUGAUUUAGAUCAAAACGACUGAACGAGGCCUGAAAUGCAAGAAAAGCAAACUGAAUGUGAUUUAAUAAUAAAGAAAUAAAAAGGACAACACCAAGGGACAAAUGGGAGAAAAAAAACUUUUGAGUUUGGGCUUAUUUAUCUUGUUAACUCAAAAGAAUUUUAUUAACUAUUGAUCUCUAGAAUAAAGGCCCUUAAUACUGAGAGCCAAAAAAUCGUCGUAUUUACGUUUUCAUUGAGUGUGUCUUUACGCACUCGCUAUUGUGUUAAGGUGAAGUUGUAUUAUGUCAAACGGUUGUUUAUAAGAUUGGGUAUACUAUUUGGUAACAGGCAUCCACAUAUGCACCACGCCUAUUGAACUGGGUCUCAGGCAUGCACUGUGCAUGUGGAUUAAAUCAUCAAAGGAGAAAACGGUGCCCACUCAGAUUGAGCUGGCCAUUGUGUACCUCAGUCUGCAUGAGACGGGAACAGAAAUCUAAAUGAAAAAAAAUCUAAUAAUAAUACAAAAAAAACUAAUAAAAGAUACAAUGAUCUCUCAGUAGGCCUACUCUGUUUUAGGAUGUUUUGUGUAGAUAAAACAUUCUUGCUGUACACGCUGGUCUUUUUUGUGACAUGUUUUAACUUAUUGUAUGUGCUAUUACUUGACACAUUUCUUAAAUGUUUGAAAUUACAUCGAAAUGCACCACAUUGACGGGUUUGUACCAAUUUCACAUGAACAA
Messenger RNA from Melanotaenia boesemani (Boeseman's rainbowfish), 1850 nucleotides. Its product is annotated as homeobox protein orthopedia B-like. The record is from RefSeq and is a predicted model, not a curated record. Bases 70 to 1050 code for a protein of 326 amino acids. Gene Ontology annotation, biological process: neuron differentiation; regulation of DNA-templated transcription. The transcript has 3 exons. Gene Ontology annotation, molecular function: DNA-binding transcription factor activity, RNA polymerase II-specific; DNA binding. NCBI's taxonomy places the organism in Eukaryota, Metazoa, Chordata, Actinopteri, Atheriniformes, Melanotaeniidae.